UUAAAGCUAACGGUUGAACGGCUAAGUUACUGCGACGACAAAACGAAAGCUUUCGUGGCUACUACCCGUUAACGGAUAUUUUACUUCUAAUCUCUCGCGCGCGCUCGCGUUACGUACUCGUAUCUAUGCUACUCUCACUCACUAUAGUUUCUGUCUACUAAACAAACAAACUAACUAAGAAUAACAACAACAACAUAACAAACAAACUUUAAAUUUUGUUUUGCUCCAACACUCACUCACACUCUGCCACAACAUUUUGAUGCUUUCAAAACAAAGUGAAAGGCAGAUAUUUUAAUUUCCGGUACUAUCACCACCAACACUGCCUAGACUAGACUAGACUGCCUCUCGCCUUUGAUAAGCUGCCAGUGUUAAAGGUUUCCAUUCAACACAUUAUCAACAACAAGAACAUCAACAAAAAACACGACAUUAUUAAUGAAGCUAAAGUUUCAAAAUUGUCUACCGCGUGUACCGCCCACCUAACGACAACGCCCCUUCAGUGUCUUUCAUCUUUUGCAAGGAAAAAUUAUUUAAAACAAAAACAACAACAAAAACAUCUCAUUAAAGUGUCAUAAAAACCGAGACGAUUCCUUGUUAUCCUUGAGGUUAUUGUGCAAAGCGAACCCAAGAAAAACAUUACAAACUUUGAUGAACUUUUCUCCGCUGCUCAUCACUUCAUCUGCGUCUAUGUGUGUGUGUGUGCGUACAUUUUCUGCUGGCAGAUAAAAGGGAUUACAACUAAAUCGAAUACCUAUAAAGCAUGGAAUUAUAAUUAAGCAAAGCAAAAGAAAAGUUAACGUUUCGUUCGUGAAAUAAAGUUUGCCCGCAAGCUAUUUUUGUAGCUCCAUCCAAACCCCAACUCUACAGCAAAUCAAUUAAAAUUAAUUUCAAAGGAGCAAAGUUAAGAAAAAGUCCUUUUUAAAAAUAAUAAUAAUAACAACAACAACAAGAAAAAAGGCAAGUGAGAAAAAUAUCAAAUUUACAUAGCCUCCAGUGAGCGUGAACGGUGUAAGGAACCCCAGCACAGAGACUACAGCUGAUAACUAACUAACUGGAUAAAAUUACGGCAAAGGCUGUUCACCACAUGGCCUAAGGUAAUGUGACCGCAUUAAGCUGCUUAGGACGCAGAGAAAGUAAAAACUCUUCCCCUCGGUCGCUUUGGCAAACGGAAAAAGACAAGAAGCUGAAAAAGGAUAGGAACAUCGGCAGCAACUAAGCAACUAAAAACAGACUAACAACACUGCCUCAAAGAGCCUGUCCGCCCAAUCUGAACCAUAUCCAAGAGUUUGGUAAAAGUUGAAACAAAAAUACCGACAACUGAACAGCUAGCGUCCCAUAUAUUGUCACUUAACCAACAAUUGGGAUUCAUCCUCUGUAAGCACGCUACGAACAACAACACAUACAUGCUCUAUGGACGUGGUGGGACCCAGAGAGAUGAAAAAAUACAUAUUUUUGAGUGAAAGCAUGUUGAUAUGCUAAAGUCAAGUCACACAUACAGAUAUUCAGACAGACUGCCACCAGCCACCACCAGCAGCAGUAGCAGUACAAGAAAAACAACAAGCACAUAAGCCAGAGCAACAUCAGAGAAACAUGAAAAUGUUACAAGCAUGGUGACGGUCUCCAAGCAACCAAAUCAUCAGAAACAUCAACCAACCAACAGCAGCAGCAGCAAUACCAACAGACACCAAAGAGCCAGCAACAUCACAUACUUGUCAUCAUCGUCGUUGUCGUUGUCGUUGUCGCCGUCGUAGUUGUUGUUAUUGUUGGCCCUGUCGAGCUGCACACAACGUGCCGCAUACAGAAUUCAGCAUAUAUUUAGAGGAGUAUUAUCAAAGCAACAACCACGUGACAGGCGAGACAACAUAUGCUUACACCCGCACUUUCUACACGUCCAACCAGCGAACCAGCCAACCAGCCAACCAACCACUAACCAACUUCCCCUUCCCUGCCUGCCUUUUUUAAUCUUCUCCAACUCAAACUCUAACUAAAGGCCUGAUCCUGUCAGUCGUUGUCCUGUAACUGGGUGCUGGCUGCUGCACCGGAAAGGGGAAACAAAUGCUGUCACUCUAAAUUGUUGACUGGUCUGAAUUUAAUGUGGCAAAGGCGAAAAAACAACAUUGCAAAAAGAAAAAAAAACAGAAACAACAAUCCUUCAACAGCACAAACAACAAGGACAACAAAAACAACAACUCAACUGCCACACAUCCAUAUCUGCAACGGCAGCAACAAAUUUAAAUUUAAAACGAAGCUGGAGCAACGCAGCACAAACAAAAACACACAUCCCUGCCUUUUGCCUGGUCACUGACUGACUGAGUGACUGACUGCCGCCUGCCUGCCAGCCUGGUGUUGAUAUUGAGGCAAACAAAAACAACUGCCAGCUCAAAGGAGACUUGUCAAUUUAAAUGCUUUUAAUGAUUUUUUAAAUUUUACCAACGAAUUCAUCAGCAACGAAUCACCAGCGCCAUAGCAGCCGACUUUCAUUCGAAAGACAAACACAAAAAGUACAAUUUUAUCUGGUCAUCAAGGACCUCAUCAUCCUUCAAAAUACUACCACUGCCGCUAGCUUAUCCCUGUCAUCCAAACCAUCCGUCCUUCGUACCAUCUAUUAAUUGUGGAGCAAUUUGCCUAGGAGAGCUUUCCCUCUAAGCAACAACAUAACAAAUGGCCAAAAUUUGGUUGCUGUAUUGGGGCCUAAUGGUUGCCUGGUAUCCCCUGUUGUCAAGUGGUUAUCUUAACGUGUUUAUAAGCCACAAAGAAGUGAUGAAACUUAUGCAAUUGGAAGCGGAUUUAUUCUACGUUCACGAGGGAACAAUAAACACAUACGCAAUGCACUUCACCGUGCCGGUGCCGGCAGAUGUACAUGACCUCGAAUUCUCAUGGCAAAGUCUUACAGCUUAUCCGCUGCCAUAUGCAAUUACCAUCGAUUAUGACCAUGAUCAGGAGGCCUUGGCUACACCCACCCUCAGCAUACCGGAGAAGGGCUAUGUGCCACAGCAGGUGGAAACGUUUUCUGUGCAUUUGCCCUGUAGCGGCAACAUCAGCGAGCAGGUCCCACUCAGCAUAAACAUGCUGGUGCGGGGACCGCCACGCCAUAAUGAUACCAAAUUACAUUUUAAGCGUAAUAAAAUCUGUAUCAAAGGUCUAUUUCCAGCUCCAAAUCAAUCACCGGCUCCUGCUCAUGCUCCCUCUCAGGGUCCUGCACUGCUGGGCGCUGCAGCCUGUGCCCUGGGCUUGGUCUUGGUUGUGGGUCUAAUAGCCAGCACCAUGUAUCUGAGGGCACGCAAACAAAUACGCCAGGACUCAUUGCACACCAGUUUUACGACAGCCGCUUAUGGUAGCCAUCAAAAUGUUUUCAUACGUCUGGAUCCCUUGGGAAGGCCACCCAGUGCGAACAGUGGUUCCUAUGCCACCAUUGCCAGUCUCAAUAAGUAUCCCCUGGAGACGAAGAAGUCCUGCAACAUAUUUGAAAAGUUUCGCAGCUCCCCAACACCAUCACCAUAUGCAACAGCUUUACUGCCCAUGGGCGAUCAGAUAGCAGAGACAAUUUAUUCCAAGCCAGAAUCGGUGUGUCCCUCGAGAAUAUCCUAUUAUGCUUCUUCGCAGCUAACCCAGGUUUACAGCAUGUCUACUCCUAAGUCGAGUCGGGGCAAUGGGAGUGUAUUCGGUGGAGCAAGUACUGGAACUGGUGGCAACAGUAAUACAGGUAGCAAGGACAAAAUGCGGCGCAUACCCAAUGUCCAGCCAGGCACCUUGGAAUGUGAACAGCUCGUCAAAGAGGGAACCUAUGGCCGUAUAUAUGCUGGCAAAUUGGGCGAUGCCUGUGAUGUGCUCAUUAAGACCGUUGUAGAUGGAGCUUCUUUGACCCAAGUGGCUUGCUUGCUACAGGAUGCCUCGAUGUUAAUAGGUGUGGGUCAUCAGAAUAUCAUGGCUCCCAUGUUGGCAAAUACGGAAUUGCCUGGGCCGCCCGAAAUCGCUUAUCCCUAUCCGACCAAAGGAAAUUUGAAAAUCUUUUUGCAAAAAUCUCGCGAAAUGAAUACACCGCUCAGCACACGACAAUUGGUGGAAUUUGGUUUGCAUGUUACCAAAGGAUUGGCCCAUUUGCAUUCGGUGGGAAUAAUACAUCGAGACAUAGCCACCAGGAAUUGCUACUUGGAUUCAGAUUCCUAUGUGAAAAUAUGUGAUAAUGCCCUAUCACGCGAUCUCUUCCCCGAUGACUAUCACUGCCUGUGUGACAAUGAAAAUCGCCCCCUGAAAUGGAUGGCCUUGGAGUCGCUGCAGCAAAAGAAUUUCUACAAUCAACAAACGGACAUUUGGAGUUUGGGUGUCCUAUUCUGGGAGUUGGCCACCCUGGCAAUGACACCAUUCGAAGAAGUGGAUAUAUUCGAAUUGACACCAUAUUUGAGUGAUGGUUUUCGACUGGCCCAGCCCAUCAACUGUCCAGAUGAAUUCUUCACAGUUAUGUCCUGCUGUUGGCUGGUGGAUCCCAAACAACGACCGUCCUUUCCUCAAUUAAUUGCAUAUUUACAAGAUUUCUAUGAGGACUUAAGUAUGUACAUAUAAGCUAUACAAUGUGAAACGAACCUCUUAGCAACUUAUGCCCAACUUUGAAAUCCAGUUAAGGACCUGAGCAUAAACGGCUGGAUGACUCCUUCUACACCUCAUCCUUCUCUUGCUUACGCAUCCUCAUCCUUGAUGGCAGGGAGCCCAAUUAAGAAGCUACAAUUAGAACUGAAAACAAAAAAAAACGAAAUCCCAAUGUUAGAUAGAAAUAUGUAAAUAGUUAAGAACAAAUUUAACACAUACAAAAAUUAUUGUUAUUUAAUGUAAAUGAAAACUUUAAGAAUAUCCUCUCGCCUCUCGGCCAGCCGAGCAGAAGGUAGAGAGGCAUACAAGAAACUGUUGUGGAAGUCAACAAACAACUCAAAGGAUAGAUUUAAGACAACCCAAAGUUGUAUGAGAAUUUAACUAAACACUAAACGUCUAUUGAUUUUAAAUGGUUAAAAACGUGCACACCCAACACCCAAUUCCUUAAGAUAACAAAUAAUAGAAAAGGCAACAACUACUACAACACUUAGGCUAGUUAAACAAAGAUUUAAAUGUUAAACACUACAAAUUUAUCCUAACUGUAUCUCUUUCUCUUAUUCAAACAUUCAUUCACUCGGUCAAUCACCCACUCUCUCUCACUCUCUCACUCUCAUAUAAACACUACUAUGUAAUCCUGUUUCUCAACUAACACAAAACAUAUAUAUAUUUAUAUCCAUACCUAUGUGUGUAUAUCUGUCAGUAUGAAUGUAUGUUUGUAUGUAUGUCUCCUGAACUGGAAAUGAAAUGAAGAAACGAAUGUCUGUAAUGUAUAGAAUUGUUGUAUAAAAAGAAAAA
Musca domestica (house fly) is the source of this 5376-nucleotide messenger RNA. RefSeq names its product tyrosine-protein kinase Dnt (gene Drl-2). Gene Ontology annotation, molecular function: ATP binding; protein tyrosine kinase activity. Lineage: Eukaryota; Metazoa; Arthropoda; Insecta; Diptera; Muscidae. Gene Ontology annotation, cellular component: signaling receptor complex. Gene Ontology annotation, biological process: axonogenesis; multicellular organism development; positive regulation of kinase activity. The record is from RefSeq and is a predicted model, not a curated record. The transcript is spliced from 12 exons. The coding region runs from base 2659 to 4557 and encodes 632 amino acids.